Molecule: messenger RNA, 7232 nt
Organism: Doryrhamphus excisus (bluestripe pipefish)
Lineage: Eukaryota; Metazoa; Chordata; Actinopteri; Syngnathiformes; Syngnathidae
Gene: ppp1r13bb
Product: protein phosphatase 1, regulatory subunit 13Bb
Biological process (GO): apoptotic process; regulation of apoptotic process; negative regulation of cell cycle
Cellular component (GO): nucleus
Molecular function (GO): p53 binding; transcription factor binding
Source: RefSeq, a predicted model, not a curated record
GCUUUCACGCAAGUGAAAAAAUAAGUUAACCACUGUGUCAAGCAGGGAAUUACGUAGCUAGCAGUGGCGUUAGCUGCCUGGUGUGGAUUUAGUGUGAAUUUCGCAUGGCUUUGCAGCUAUCCAACUAAUCUGUAAGCACAUAACACCAUUCAAGUACAUUUUGAAACAUUGAUAUUGACAUUUUUGAGCCACUGAUUGGGGCAGUGAUUGCAUUUAUUUACAUUUUCCUUUGUUUUCCUGUAAGAAAAUAUUUCUGGUCUUUUGACACGAGUCGCAGGAUCCUGUUCUGUGGUUUUCACUGUUUGUAUGGCAUUCCUACAUCGCAAUAAGUUCCAUUUCCUGUUCUCUGGUAGUCAUCACAGUUUCCUUUCUUUCUGUGUUGACAUCGCUUCCACAAUAAGCCAAAGAAAAAGCAAAACUCUUGUGGAGUUAAUCCUUUUGACGCUUCCAGGAGAGACACAUGGAGGCGUCACCAAAAAGACAUGUCAUUUGUUAUUGGGGCAUUAUUCUACUCAGUGCAACACUGAUAUACUUACGUAUAUAAUAGUUCGAAACAUAUUGUUAUUUAUGGUUGUGUAGUCAAAUGAAUGUUUGGAACUGGUGAAUGUGAGGUCUUGGUGUGUUUUCUUGACUUGAACUGUAAAUCCAGGUUCCUGGUGGACUAUUUCACGGUGUGCCUCUGCUGGACGUUUGCUCCCUGUGGCAGCACCAGGCUAUCAGAGUCAAAGAGUCAGUGGAGCAGAUAGCAGAGCCAGGCCUGCAUUGCACGACGCUGGCUUCUUCUGCGUGAUCCCAGCAGCCAAUGAGACGAGGGCACACAUCCACGUAGUGGCUGAGCGGAGCCACGCUCUGUUGUGAAGGGCAACUUGGGAGCUGAGUAGAUUGUCAAGUGGCGUUAAUCUCAGUGGCGGAAGCUGGCUGCAAAGUGAUUUACAGCCAUAGCGGGGAGGGGGGGGACGCUGCGUUUUGUGUUGAAUGUGAAAUGUGUGCAAGUAUGCUCGUCUGUGUCAUCAAAUUUGACAUAUUUAAUGUUCAUGCCUGCUGGAUCCGCCUUCUUUUUUUCUUUGAAUUAUUCAUUUGACUUCCUCUCUGCCAACCUCUAAAGAGCAUUAGUCAUCUCUCUAUCGAAGGGACACCUGCUGUCUUUAGAUGCGGGAUCUUCGAGUCUUUCUGCUUGCCAUGAAGAAGAUGAAAUUAAUCACUAAUUGGAAAGUCUGCAUAAUUUUUCCCCAGAACAAAUCAUGUAAAUUCAUGUAAACUAAUGUUCUAGAGGCAAAAACAAAACCUCUCAAGCAACAAUUUAACUUUCUGAAAGGGCAUACAGUGUAAGACGUUAACUACUGUCAGUUUUAUUCAUUAAAUCCCAAACAGUUUUUCCCUUGGGCAUUAAUUUAAAUCCUAUUCGAACUUCUUGUUAAUGCGGAUUUCCGUACUGUAACCAUAACUCACUCAAGGUAAAACUCAACUCUGAACCUCCAACGGCACUUCCUGUCCUCUACACAUCUGUCCACUCACAACUAAGGUACCCGGAGGAUACAUUUACUGUGACACACACAAGCUGGUAUUUUAUUUAUGUCUUAAAUUGAUUAUUUACUCUGAUUAUAUCUACUAUAUUGGGUAAAACCAUAAUGUAAAGGUGACUAUAGGGGUGUUAUUUCAUGUCGAGGGGGCUCUAAUUGUGUUAAACAUGUGCUCUAUAAUGGUAAGGGUCCUCUGUAAUAGUAGAUUCAGAGUUUAUCAUAUUGACCCGUACAUAAGACAAGCCCUGUUUUUUCAAGGCCAUUUUGUGGAAAAAGACAAUCACACACAGGUGUGUGUGAGUGACAGGACAGCCUUUCACACAGAACCCACCCGAGUGAGAUGGUGUCGUAACUGUGUGCAUUUUCACACAGCAUCCUGCUGUUAGAAGAGAAUUAGAUGACAACUCUUCUCAGAAGGCAACAAUCACUUUCAACACAAUAGGCCAGGAGGAGGGAGUCUCUUGAAAGUGUCCCUUUCACACAUGUGCCGUCCCUCCUCUGUUAUGCCACAGAUGGUGGAAAUUGCCAGGUUGGCUCCCCUCACCACGAGCAGAAGCGGCUAAUGGCUAACAUUAGCUGUUAUGUCCUCAUGGUAUUGACUACGUCUAUUCUUCACCCCGGUUUGGAGACUUCUUCUGUCCUCUCGUGUGCAUUACUUGCGGAAAUGGUGACAAGGAAUGACAAGGAUGAGGUCUGCCAAGCAUCUUCCUCCCUCCUGACGCAUUCUACAAUUUUACAUGAGAACGCCAUGGCAACACGAAUAAGGCGACAGAUACGCACAUCUUCUUUCUACUCAUAAGCCGUCCUGCCCACUUGUCAGUCCAAACGGCAGGAAGUCCCUGGCACUGGACUCGACAUCCAACCACCCUGAGACUCUCUCUCUCUCGCUUCCCAGCACUCUACCCCCCUCCCCUCCCAUCCCCUCUCAACAAGCCAACGUUAUUUUCCUCCCAAGUCUCCUCUGCGCCACUUUUCCACAAACAAGAGCAUCCCGCUGUCAGUUUGAGCUCGGCAUGGCUUUAGCGUUCCCGCUGUAGGCGUCCAGGAUGAAGAGGUUUGUGGCCAUCGUGUUGCGUAGCCUGGUCACUCUGUCCAAGGAGAGCCCCAUCUGGGCCAAGGAGCACCACCGACCGGCAAAGCGGGAGAUCAGGAGGAAGAGGAGGGCGCUCAGAAGAGCCAAGACCACGGGCAGACGCAACUUAGUGAGGGCGAUGAUACUAACGGUGUACCUCAGCGAUGGGGAGCAGGCCAUGACGGAGGUGCCCAUCACCCCCGAGACCACAUGCCGCGACGUCGUGGAGUUCUGCAAGGAGCCUGGCGAGAGCGGCUGCCACCUGGCCGAGGUCUGGAGAGGCAACGAGCGAGCCAUCCCAUUCGAGCACAUGAUGUACGAGCAUCUCCAGAAAUGGGGGCCCCGGAAGCAGGAAGUCAAGUUCUUCCUCCGCCAUGAAGAUUCUCCGACUGAGAGCAGCGAUCAGGGGAGUCAGCAGUCUCAGGAUCAGACGAGUCGGCGAAGUGGCAACGCCGGAGAAAAGCACAAUGAGAACGGGGUGGGGAAUCAACGCGUGGAGCUCACCCUCUCGGAGCUGCAGGAGAUGGCCACACGGCAGCAGCAGCAGAUCGAGGCUCAGCAGCAGAUGCUUGUCGCAAAGGAGCAGCGACUGCGUUACCUAAAGCAACAGGAGCGACGUCAGCAGCAGACGGCCACAGAGAGCGAGAAGCUGCAGCGGCUGAAGGAGCGCGUGGAGAGCCAGGAGGCGAAGCUCAAGAAGAUCCGUGCUAUGAGGGGCCAGGUGGACUACAGCAAGGUCAUCAAUGGCAACCUGUCGGCAGAGAUCGAGCAAGUGAGCGGCCUGUUCCAAGAGAAGCAAGCUGAGCUGCAGGCGGCCGUGCUGAGGGUGGAGCAGCUCAGCGUGCAGCUGGAGGAUCUACGCAAGGGGAAGCUCAACGGCAUACAGACAACACUUGGCGGACAAGUGACUGGCACUGCAGCUCUGGAGCUCAGAAAGCUCUACCAGGAGCUUCAGAUACGUAACAAAUUGAACCAGGAGCAGAACAGCAAACUGCAGCAGCAGAAGGAGCUUCUGAACAAGCGCAACAUGGAGGUGACGCUCAUGGACAAGCGCAUCAGCGAGCUGCGGGAGCGCCUCUACAAGAAAAAAGCUGAGGCACGUCAAAAAGAGAACCUCCCUCUCAACAGGGCCAAUGGACCGCCCUCCCCACAGCCCGGGCCCGGGACCCUGGGCCGCGUGGCCGCCGUGGGUCCGUACAUUCAAGUCCCUGUUCCGACCCGACAGGAUGCAGGCUACACCUUGCCACCCGAACCACUGAAACCACAGACUCUGGGUGUUAAUAACCAAGCCAACCAGGGCCGUACCAAGUCAGAAGGUGCGCGAAAGCCUCCGGGCCCCUGGAAGGUGUCUGAUUUAGACAUCGUCGUGGACCCGCUCCCCCCGCCCCUUCCAGAGUCUCACCCGGGCACUGGAGCCUCCUCCACUGGCUCUGAUGGCACGUCUCCUAAUGAAGCUGGUUGGCCUCCUGCGGGUAAGACUGGCACAACUUUAAAGCCUCCCGAGAGAAGAGACUCAGAUCCACAGCAGGCUAAGACCCCUCCUUCCGGGCCCCCUGCGGCUCCAAGUGCAGAAAAGGUUCUAGAUUCCAAAAAGACAGUGUCAUCCCCUUCUAUUUCCAAACCCCAGCCACCACCCUAUGGCUCCCACCUCACUUCAGCCAACUCGGCCAGCUCUCUGGAGCGCCGCAAGGAUGCGCCACCGCCGCUGCCGCCGCCUCGCCCGCUACCGAACCCCCCGGCCCUUGCCUGGCCCCGCGUGGCCCCCUCCACAGGGUCGUCCUCGCAGCAGAUCCAGCAGAGGAUCUCUGUUCCACCCAGUCCCACCUUCCAGCCUCACACACCACUCUUCCCGCCUGGAAUGAGCGAGCGGUUGGAUCCCCCGCCUGCUGUAGCGGUGCGUCCUUUCAUCCCAGACAGAGGAUCACGGCCUCAGUCGCCCAGAAAGGGCCCGGCGACCAUGAACUCCAGCUCCAUCUAUCACAUGUAUCUUCAGCAGGCGGCGCCAAAGUCUCAGCCUCUUAAGCCUGCUCUCAAAGCAGUAUAUGGGAAGCCCGUCCUCCCGUCGAGCUCAACACCCCCCUCACCUCUACCUUUCGUCCCGCCCGGAGGAUCCUUCCCAUUGCUCCAAGGUCCACCUGGCGGCGAGGAUAUGCUAGAUGGCGACGCAGAGGAUCACGAGGGCUUACGCCACAUGGAGCCAUCAGCACCGCCUCCCAGCGUGGAGAACAUCCCGCGACCACUCAGCCCAACUAAGCUAACACCAAUGGUACACUCCCCACUGCGCUACCAAAGUGACGCUGACCUUGAGGUGCUCCGUAAAAAGCUGGCCAACGCUCCGAGGCCCCUGAAGAAGCGCAGCUCAAUCACAGAACCGGAGGGGCCAAGCGGACCUAACAUCCAGAAACUGCUCUAUCAAAGAUUCAACACCCUCGCAGGAGGAAUUGAAGGAAGUGUCGGAACUGGGGGUGGUAACGGCACAGGGAGUGGAACUCCAUUUUACCAGCCUGCAAAUCCUCCAGGCUAUUUGGGCGGCGACCCGGCAGCAGACACAGACAAUGGCAACCUUCCCUCCGACACUCUCCCCCCGCCACCGGCGCCACCCGAAGCAGAAGAGCUGGGCUCAGAGGCGCACUCUAGCGACGCCAACGACAACCAGCCGCUGCCUCCGCCGCCAGAAGGGCUCGCCGACUCCGCAGACGCCGAGGGAGCGGAGGACGAAGACGACAACAACAAUAAUGUGGGAAGCUCCGAGGUUUUGUUGCCCAGCCCAGUGCUGGAGGUCAGCUCGCCGGAGGAGAGCGGCACUGUGAUGACGCAACCCUCUCGCACAAACCUGAAGAAGCCAGAGUCUGAGCGCACGGGUCACGGCUUCAGGGUGAAGUUCAACCCUCUGGCUCUCCUGCUGGACGCCUCGCUGGAAGGAGAGUUUGACCUUGUCCAGAGAAUUAUUUAUGAGGUGGAGAAUCCCAGCACGCCCAAUGAUGAGGGCAUCACGCCGCUGCAUAAUGCCGUGUGCGCCGGCCAUCACCACAUCGUCAAAUUCCUGCUGGAUUUUGGUGUGAACGUUAAUGCGGCGGACAGCGACGGAUGGACUCCGCUCCACUGCGCCGCCUCUUGCAACAGCGUCCACCUCUGCAAGUUGCUAGUAGAGUCUGGCGCCGCCAUCUUUGCCAGCACCAUUAGCGAUGUGGAGACGGCCGCCGAUAAGUGUGAAGAGAUGGAAGAGGGCUACAUCCAGUGCUCACAGUUCCUAUACGGCGUUCAGGAAAAGCUAGGCGUCAUGAACAAGGGCACGGUGUACGCAUUGUGGGACUAUGAAGCUCAGAACCAGGACGAGCUGUCCUUCAGCGAGGGGGACGCCAUCACCAUCCUGCGGCGUCAGGAUGACAGCGAGACAGAGUGGUGGUGGGCGCAGUUGGAGGACACGGAGGGCUACGUGCCUCGGAACCUCCUGGGGCUCUACCCACGGAUCAAACCUCGCCAGCGCUCCCUGGCGUAGCGUCCCCAGAAAAAACCUACGGCAAAGAACAAAAAAAAAGGAGCCUCAAGAACUGUCUCGUCUCCUGGCGGCCAUACUCUAUUUAUUUACACACCUACGUGAUGGAAAAGCACUCUUAAUGCGGAAAGUUGAAAUCCUUCCAUCCCAUUGGUCUCCUCAGUAUACAGUACACCUCUAUGACUUCAACAAAAGCUUUUGCAGUAUUUCUAUUUUUUCCCAUGUGGUCACUUUCAUGUCGCUCUUUUAAUUGUGGUUAUGUUUUUUUUUAAUUAUUAUUUAAAGCUGGCCCGAAAGAAUUAACCCAAAUGUUUGAUUUUAACCACCAAAAGUAUUUUUUGUAAUCCUUUUUUUGAAAAUACGCUGCAGGAAAAACCCUCUUUAGUUUUUUUUAGACAGCACAUCACAACAGGGAGCGUGUCAUGCACAGAUUGAUUUGACUGACUGUCCCAAGUUGCAUUUCAUAAGUAUUCUUGUAAGAUUCUCUUCAUCCAGCAUAGUUUUCUCAAAAUGCUGCUACAAUUAAUGUUGAAGUCAUUUCAAUGGCCAGUUAAAACAGUUUGAGAUUUGAAUAGGAAUGAAAUGUGUUGAUUUUUAUUUAAAUGAACCCAUACAGUUAAAUAGGUGAAGCUUUUGUUUACUUCACAUAAUAAGUACCCAGUUGGUUUUUAUGACUUUGAAGCCUUUAAAUCUCAGGACCAACAUGGCGCUGCUGACACUGUUCCACUAUAGUGUUCCUAUUUUUAUGUUCAUGUCACUGGAGCAACAAACCAAACACAGCUGAUGCCCAUCCUGUACAAGUUAUUUUUCAUCAGAGUGGAACAGUUAAGACUUUAAAGGCAUUGUCUCGUAAUUUUUCUUUCCUUCCCAUCUUCACCAAACCCAUGCAGGUAUAUUACUGUACAUGCAACAUUAUCUGCAGUCCAUCGGUGUGUUUUCAACCUGGAGUGAGUGAGUAUAAGUGAUGCAAAGUGCAACAAAUGGCCCACUUAAAGCUGUACAUAGUGUGAAGAGGUUGUUUUGUUCACCGUAUGAACAGGUGGGAUUUCUCUAUAAUGCUGUAUUCACGCAUACACAAAUCUGUAAAUGUGAACAAUAAAACCUAAAGCUCUGGCAUGACUCAAAAGCACUUGGCUCAAAACAA